Messenger RNA from Rhineura floridana, 957 nucleotides. RefSeq names its product olfactory receptor 14A16-like. Gene Ontology annotation, biological process: G protein-coupled receptor signaling pathway. Gene Ontology annotation, cellular component: membrane. The record is from RefSeq and is a predicted model, not a curated record. NCBI's taxonomy places the organism in Eukaryota, Metazoa, Chordata, Lepidosauria, Squamata, Rhineuridae. Gene Ontology annotation, molecular function: olfactory receptor activity; G protein-coupled receptor activity. The transcript has a single exon. The coding region runs from base 1 to 957 and encodes 318 amino acids.
AUGUCCAACGUUACUGCCAUAGAAAAAUUUCUACUUCUGGGAUUUUCUGGAGGCCGAAAACUUCAGGUUUUACACUCUGUGAUCUUCUUAGCAAUGUACCUCAUUGUUCUAAUUGGAAAUCUUCUGAUCAUUACCCUGGUAGCUGUCAACAGUCACCUGCACAACCCAAUGUAUUUCUUUCUUGUCAACUUAUCAAUCCUCGACCUUGGAUCAACCUCUGUCAUCAUUCCAAAAUCCAUGGCCAAUUCUCUCAUGAACACAACAUGGAUUUCAUAUUCCGAAUGUGUCACACAAAUGUUUUUCUUUCUCCUUUUCCUGUCAUCGGACUUCUACCUCCUCACUGUCAUGGCCUAUGACCGAUAUGUAGCCAUCUGUCACCCACUGCACUAUGUGUCUAUGAUGAAGUGGAGUAGCUGCCUCCAGAUGGCAGCUGGAGCAUGGAUGGGAGGUUUCCUUAAUGCUGCUUUGCACACCAGUACUGUUUUUUCACUGCCCUUCUGCUCUAACAUAAUCCAUCAGUUUUUCUGUGAAAUCCCACAUAUUUUGAAGAUCACCUGCUCCAGUUCAUACCUUAAUGAAGUUUGGGCUCUCCUCUUUAGCACAAUAUUUGGUCUUUUCUGCUUUGUGUUCAUUGUUAUUUCCUAUGUACAGAUCAUUACCACAGUGUUAAGAAUGCCCUCCAUGGCAAACAGAUGGAAAGCCUUCACUACUUGCAUUCCCCACAUCACAGUUGUCUCCAUAUUAUUUGGCACUGGUAUGUUUACCUACUUUGUUCCAACGUCUAACUCUCCAUACAAUCUGGAUGAAGUGCUUGCUGUGUUAUAUACUGUGGUGCCUCCAAUGCUGAACCCAAUAAUCUACAGCAUGAGGAACAAAGAUAUCAAAGCUGCCUUGUGGAAGUUGCUUGGUUUUACUCUUGGUAAGAAGAAUGAAGAGAUACCUCCCAUUCACCUAUAA